Messenger RNA from Saccostrea echinata, 567 nucleotides. RefSeq lists its product as uncharacterized. The record is from RefSeq and is a predicted model, not a curated record. The transcript has 3 exons. Lineage: Eukaryota; Metazoa; Mollusca; Bivalvia; Ostreida; Ostreidae.
AUGGAACGCCACAGCUGUCUUAAGAUUAUCCAAUGGCCUAAUUUUAUUGAGCAACAGAGAAUUGCACAGCACUUUCAGCUUCAAUCUGGGCUUCCAGACAUAAUUGGUGCUCUGGAUGGGACGCACAUCAGAUUAUCUUCUUGUAUUGGUGGAGAUAGUGACUAAAUUAACAGGAAACAAUACCCCUCGAUACAACUCCAGGUAGUAGUAGACGCUGAUUUAAUGUUGAGGGACAUAUACACAGGUUGGCCAAGAUCAACCCACGAUGCUCGCGUACUACGAAAUUCAAGUCUUUUUACCAAUGCUACAGCUGGACAGUACUUUGACGUGAACAAGUAUAUAAUAGCAGACAGUGCAUAUCCCUUAAAAGCCUGGUUAAUCACUCCAUUUAAAGACAAUGGUCGCUUAAAUGUAAAUCAGAGGAGGUUUAAUCGAGUUUUGUCAUCUGCUCGACAAGUAGUAGAGAGGGCUAUUGGUCAUCUAAAACAACGGUUUCGGCGACUGCAGGAAAUAACAAUACACGAUUCACUAACUAAGUUCAAACUAACAAAGGUUGUUUAUCUUUAA